GCGAGAGGUGGUACAAGCGGCACCUGACGUACCGGGUGGUGAACUGGCCGUCCUACCUGCCGCAGCACGAGGUGCGCUUGGCCGUCAAAGCCGCCUUCGAGCUCUGGAGCAACGUGUCUUCGCUGGUAUUUUGGGAGGUGCAGGAUGGCCCAGCCGACAUCCGCUUGACCUUCUUCCAUGGGGACCACAAUGAUGGACUCAACAACGCCUUCGAUGGACCAGGAGGUGCCUUGGCUCACGCCUUCUUCCCCCGGCGCGGAGAAGCCCACUUUGACAGCGCCGAGCGCUGGUCCCUGCGCAGCGGCAAAGGGCGCAACCUCUUCGUCGUGGUGGCCCACGAGGUGGGUCACACGCUGGGGCUGGAGCACUCCCCCGUCAAGAGCGCCCUGAUGUCUCCUUACUACAAGAAGCUCAGCAAGGAUUUUGUCCUCAGCUGGGAUGACAUCUUGGCUGUCCAGAAUUUGUACGGGAAGCCCUCCAAGGGCUUGGCCAUCCAGCUCCCAGGAAAGGUCUUCACUCACUUCCAGGACUGGAGUUCGGACCUUUCCGGCAGGGACCGGCAGCAGCGGAGCCUCAGCGCCUAUUACUGCCACUCCUUCUUCGACGCCAUCACUGCUGCCGCGGAUCACACCCUCUACAUCUUCAGGGCCAGCCACUACUGGUUGGUGCCGGCGGGCGGCAAUGCCAGCGACCCGCAGCCCCUGCAGACACGCUGGCCUGGCCUCCCCACCGGCAUCGACGCUUGCGCCUGGUCCCAGCUCAGCGGCAAGUUUUACUUCUUCAAAGGGGAGCCCUGUGGUGGUGGCAGUUGGGUCACCAGCAGGAUGGAUGUCACCGAUGUGGAGCUCCGGCGCCUGGUCCUCUUCAAAGGUCCCAAGUACUUUGUGGCGAGCGAGGAGACCCUCGCCGUGGAGCCCUACUACCCCCGCAGCCUGCGGGACUGGGACAGCGUGCCCCCCGGCACGGCGGGAGCCCUCACCCACCGCGACACCUUCGUCUACUUCUUUCGGGAUGACCAGUACUGGCAAUUUGACCGGGCCAAGCUGCAAGUGGUGGCCACCGGCAAAUGGGCCACUCAGCUGCCCUGGAUGGGAUGCUGGGAUGCAAACAGUGGGCAGGUCCUCUUCUGA
Messenger RNA from Pterocles gutturalis (yellow-throated sandgrouse), 1130 nucleotides. It is a transcript of the gene MMP28, whose product is annotated as matrix metallopeptidase 28. The transcript has 6 exons. Gene Ontology annotation, biological process: proteolysis; extracellular matrix organization; collagen catabolic process. Gene Ontology annotation, molecular function: metalloendopeptidase activity; zinc ion binding. The annotation marks the transcript as partial. Lineage: Eukaryota; Metazoa; Chordata; Aves; Pterocliformes; Pteroclidae. The record is from RefSeq and is a predicted model, not a curated record. Gene Ontology annotation, cellular component: extracellular matrix.